This is a messenger RNA of Schistocerca cancellata (South American locust), 3828 nucleotides long. Its product is annotated as galactosylgalactosylxylosylprotein 3-beta-glucuronosyltransferase P-like. Gene Ontology annotation, biological process: chondroitin sulfate proteoglycan biosynthetic process; carbohydrate metabolic process. Gene Ontology annotation, molecular function: galactosylgalactosylxylosylprotein 3-beta-glucuronosyltransferase activity. The record is from RefSeq and is a predicted model, not a curated record. Gene Ontology annotation, cellular component: Golgi membrane. Bases 1 to 939 code for a protein of 312 amino acids. The transcript has 6 exons. NCBI's taxonomy places the organism in Eukaryota, Metazoa, Arthropoda, Insecta, Orthoptera, Acrididae.
AUGGGCGCCGACCGGCCGCUGCGCCGGCUGUGGCUGCGGCUGCGGUCGCUGCCGCAGGCCCUGUCGCUGCACCCGCGCGCCCGCCACUUGCUGACGGCCUGCUGGCUGCUGGCCGCCAUCACGCUGCUCCUGCUGCUGCUGGGCGUCUCCCGCUCCUACUACGCGUCGCAGAGGCGCGCCGCCGCCCUGCAGCAGCGCACCGUGUACGUCAUCACCCCCACGUACCGCCGGCCCGAGCAGCUGGCCGAGCUGACGCGCCUGGCGCAGACGCUGAUGCACGUGCCCGCGCUGCACUGGCUCGUCAUCGAAGACGCGGCCCGCACCACGCCCGCCGUCGGCGAACUCCUCGCCAGUACCGGCGUCCGCUACGACCACCUCGUCGCGCCUAUGCCGGAGGAGUGUAACAUCCUACCAGGAGUCAAACCACGUGGAGUGCCACAACGAAAUAGGGGCCUGCAGUGGAUAAGAGCAAACGCAUCGAGAGGGGUCUUGUAUUUUGCUGAUGACGACAACUCUUAUGACAUUCGGUUAUUUGAAGAAGUGCGGUCUACUGAGAGAGUAGCAAUGUGGCCUGUAGGCUUAAUCGGAAAUUAUGGUAUCAGCACACCUGUGGUUGUAGAUGGCAGGUUAGCAGGCUUCUAUGAUCACUGGAUAUCUGAACGAAAAUUUCCUGUAGAUAUGGCAGGGUUUGCAGUGAGUGUAGAAUUCCUGUCGCAGAGACCAAACGCUUUUAUGCCGUAUGAGACUGGGUUUGAAGAAGAUGGUUUUUUGAAGAGUCUGGCGCCGUUUGAGCCCAAUGAAAUAGAACUAAAAGCAAACAACUGCACCAAGGUACUGGUGUGGCACACUCAGACUAAGAAGAAUGAACCAUCAGCACCUGUAGACAUUAAAAAAUACAACAAAACAAAUUUGGUACUUCUGAAGAAACAAAUUGUGUAGGGAAGUUCGUUCACCGUUGAUACAAAUGUAGCUAAAGUGCCAUUGUAACUUUCAGAAUCUAUGAUUUGAAUGUGUUUUCUGCUGAUUUCUUUAACUGCAAGUCACAUUUCAUACUUCUAUUUAAGUACUGAAAAUUUUGGCACCAAGACUUGAACUGAAUAUUUUAUUGUCAAUAAACUCAUUCAAAUUAAAUGAGUUUAUAUGAUAACUUUAUCAUACAUUAAAAAGUUUACAUACUGAUGCUAAAUAUAAUAAAUUCUUCUAAAUCAAAGCACACAUUCAGUUUUGAACUCUCUUUCUGUGUAUUUCUUCAUUUGUAAAGAAUUACUCAUAUCACUACUGUAACAAAACGUUGUCUUUUCUGUAAAUUAAAAAUCAAUAAUUAUAUUAAGAAAUUUGUAGCUGUAAACGGUAAAAAUAUGGACUGAAAUGUACCUGCCUGCAGACAAGUAAGCUGUCAUAUGGCUGUAACAAUUACUGCUACGUUGUUGAAAGAGGAUGUAAAAAGGAACAGAAUAUUUAUUUGUAAUGUGUCUGUGUGGUAGUGUGUCAAGAGGGAAAUGAGGAGAGAGAGAGAGAGAGAGAGAGAGAGAGAGAGAGAGAGAGAGAGAGAGAAAGAGAAAGAGAGAGAGAGAGAGAGACGCAUGAUAACUGCCUAUAAAGAGUGUACAACAUGCUAGGUCAAGGACAAGAUCUGCUCAUAAAAGUAUUUUUACUGCAGUUAUGCAAUACAUUAAACAUUGAGACCUGGGAAUUAUAGAGUUCAAUAAUAUAUUAAUAUUCUUGAAGAAGAUAUUCUAAAAUAUUUUUAUCAUUCAGCCUAUCGAUACAACCCGUUUUGAACAAGAUACAAACAUGUAAUGUUCUAGUUGUGAGUACCCUUGCUAUCGCUCCAGGAUUGUGACACUUGUUGAUUUUCCAUGUGUUUCAUAUAUGGCUUCAUAUAAUAAUGUGCUGAGUCCUGUAACUGUUUUGUAAGGCUGCCCAUUAAGAACACAAACAGUCUGUUAAUUUGCUGGUUAUUCUAUCACUGUACUUUAUAUCCUUGGAGUUAAGUUUUCCUCAAAUUCAUAUAUACUGUAUUAUUACCAAAUUGAAUGUAGAGUAGUCAACUUUUGAUACAGCUGUAAAAGCUGAUUUCUCAUUAGUGUUGGAAAGAUGAUUGAUUGUGAAGUAUUUCUUCUAGGAAGGCAGUUAGAGGUUGAAAAGAAACUGACAAUGACAGUUAAACAUACAAGUACUGUCGAAAAAUUUGUUUAAUUUAGCCUUAGAAAUUAUUGACAUAGAGAACUAAAAGAAUGUAUCAGACUUUAGUUUUGUACAUAUUACGGAAAUUGUUUCCUAAUAUGAAACUAAAAACACUUCAACAGGAACAAUCAUACACAGUGGCAAUAAUUCAGGAGAUAGGAAGUGGUUUCUCUUGCUUACAACAUUUGUUAUUGAUAACUAUAGAAAUGAUUAAGUCUGUUGUAAAUUGUAAAUGGAAACUAGCUGAUGGGAACAGUUGUUUCAUGCACCAGAAACAUAUAAGCAGUUCACAGAAUGUGAUGUAAACGUUAAACUACUUAACACAACCAAUUUUUAUAGAUAAAUAGUUGCUAUUAGCUACAAAUGAACUUUAAUACGUAACAUCUACAGAAGAAGCAAGCCAUUAACUACUGGUUGUAUGUGCUAGAUAAGUGCCUCAGUUUACUGAAAUCAAAGCUAAAAUAUUAAAUCUUAAUUUUCAUAGAAGGGAAAUGAGGUAAAGGUGUUGGGGACGGAAAGCCAACAAAACAUUAAGAGAGGAUACCUUGAUGCUCAAUGGUGUCAAGGCUUAGCAACCCCCUUGAAGUAUGGAAAGGAUGCAAUUUGUAUCAUCUAUGCUACAACAAAACAAACACAUGUUUUAUCACCACAGUAACGUAAACAGAUUUAAUGUGAAUAAAUUCAACAUAUCAUAGCUAUGAGCAAGAGUUCUUUCGCAAGAGAUUUUCAUUAUACUGGUCCAUUAAUAUCAUACAUUGUUCAGUGUCAUUUACUGGUAUAUAUAGAGACCUGCUUUAAGUGUGCAUGUAUGUGCAGUUUCUUUACUAUCUUUUUCCAUUUGGCAUCUCAAACUUUAUAUGAGGAAUUAGUCUGGAAAUGUGAGUGAAAUGGCAGAAAUGCGGGAUCCAGAAAUUCCUGUCCGAUCUGUUCAGUUGCAGUAUCUCCUCAAGGGCUACCAAAGAUGAGACACCGUAAAACUCAUUUCAUCUUCGUACUAUAAGUAUGAGGGUAACGGAAGAGAAAAGAGAACUAAUUUCACUUUCUCAACAUUGUGUAACGGGAAAACCUUACAUACUUGCUGACGAGCUAGUGGCCUUCUGUCCCGGCCGAAACAUUUUCUGUUCGAGAGUUUGGACUCCAUAAAUCGGAAGCCAGUGAUUCGACAGUGUCAACCACACGCAGCCUGAGCGUUCUCGACAGAUCGCAGGGUGUGCAUGUGCGAUAUAGGCUGAACGUUUCUGAUCUCGCUUGCCCAGAGGUAAAAUUAUAGAUUGUUGAAAUAUGAGUAUAUGUGCGAAAUAUCAUUCAUAAAGAGAGUUUUCGCCAUUCAGUAGCAACAGUUGAAAAUCCGUAACUCAGCUAGCAUAUCAGGCAAGGAGAAAUGCAAUACGUAAUCUACAAUCAUAGAUAUAAUGUAAUUUAAAAUAAGUAAUUGGGUACAUUAGUACCUAGCCUUUUUGUUUGGCAUGUUGGGACACAGGUUCCUAUAUGUGUAUUUUUCAAGACAUGUCAUUUAUUAUUUAAAAUUCUAGUAUAGUUAUUGUGGUUAUUUAUUGAACUUUGUAUAUUUGUAUGCAUCAAAAUUGUCUGUUAAUGUACUUAUUAACCGUGUUUGUGAACUAUGAUACAGCGCUAGCUAAA